UUUCAGGGCUCAAAUUUUAAUUAGCGACGGACAGAAGGGCCAGGGUCUAUGGGCAGAUGGGCCAGGCCCAGUAAAGUUCUAACAAUCCUGUCUCCUCUUUAACCUCGGAACCCCACCCUCCAAGCUGCAAUCAAAGAAGACAUUCAGUUUUUUGUUUACCCCAAUGCUUAGUACGUUUCUAACAACUUCAUGGUUUCUAAAGACAAUGGUACAUGGUUCCAAGAUUUUUUUCACAAAAUGCUCAGAGACCCCCUACAUUUAUGAAUAUGCAUUAGCUAUCAAUAUUGUUUUCAGUUUUCUGUCCUUUGACAAAUAUUCCCCAUAAUGGGGUCUCAAAAAAUGAAAACAUUUUGCUGCUUCUGUUGCUAAACUGGUCUCGUGACUAACAGAAGAGAAAUGUAGCAAGUCCCUUGGUUCACUUUUUUUGUCCCUAACCAAAAUGAGUCAGCUGAUCUUUGUCUAGUCACCUGAUAGCUUCCAGUUUGGGUAUGUAAGCUUAUUUUCUACACUGAAACUGAUUACACAGACUUUCUGGCACAGGGAUAUACCACUACACACACAGCUUUCAUCUUUUCAUUCGUAGAGUUAAGACGUUAAGAAGUGAUUGAAACAUAUCUGGAGAUGAAUCCCAAAUUUGAAUAUAAACCAUUCUCAGUUGUUUGGCUCCUGCAGAUACACCCUCAUGACGAAGCAGAAAAGCGUGUUCUCCAGAAUGAGCAUCACCAAGAGAAAGCUUGCAAGUACUACCGAUGUGCACUUUCUAUCGCCAUUAUUAUCGCCCUCCUUCUCUGUGUCUUGGCUUCUCAGCUUCUUCUCUUUCCCUUUUUGUUCGUUACAUCUCAAACAAUCACUGAGACUGUGCUAAACAAGGACAUCAGAUGUGAUGAUCAGUGCAGGUUUGUUCUGGUCGAGAGCAUCCCUGAGGGAUUGGUUUACGACGCCAACUCUACAAUAAACCCUUCAAUUUUCAAAUCAUGGCUGAACAUUCUUACUAAUGCUAAAAGCAGUGUUGACAUUGCAUCCUUUUACUGGACUCUGACCAAUGAGGACACACAAACUCAGGAGCCCUCGGCACAUCAGGGAGAAUUGAUCCUUGAGGAGCUUCUGAAGCUAAAGCAGAGAGGAGUGACUUUAAGAGUUGCCGUGAACCCUCCAAACUCCCCGCUUAGGUCCAGAGACAUUUCUGCUCUAAAAGACAGUGGAGCAGAUGUGCGUGUGGUAGACUUGCCAAAGCUAACAGAUGGUGUUUUGCAUACUAAAUUUUGGGUUGUUGACAAUGAACAUUUUUACAUUGGCAGUGCUAAUAUGGACUGGAGAUCUCUAACACAGGUGAAAGAACUUGGUGCCACCAUAUAUAACUGCAGCUGCCUAGCCCAGGAUUUGAAGAAAAUCUUUGAAGCAUAUUGGAUCCUUGGGUUACCCAAUGCUACCUUGCCAUCCCCAUGGCCGGUAAAUUAUUCAACACCAUACAACAAGGAUACACCAAUGCAAGUGAAUCUGAACAGCACAGCAUCAGAGGUUUAUCUUUCAAGCUCACCACCUCCUCUCUUAGCGGCUGGGAGGACCGAUGAUCUCCAGUCCAUUAUUAACAUUAUAGAUGAUGCCAAGCAAUUUGUAUAUAUUUCUGUUAUGGACUACUCUCCCACAGUGGAAUUUUCCCAUCCAUUGAGAUAUUGGCCUGACAUUGACAACCAUUUGAGGAAAGCCAUCUAUGAAAGGAAUGUUCAUGUCUGUUUGCUGAUCAGCUGCUGGCAAAGCUCCCGACCUUCCAUGUUCACGUUCCUGAGGUCGCUGGCCGCUUUGUAUAGUAACAAAAGCAAUUAUAACAUUGAAGUGAAAAUAUUUGUGGUCCCAGCAACUGAGGCACAAAAGAAGAUUCCCUAUGCCAGAGUGAAUCACAAUAAGUACAUGGUGACAGACAGAGUGGCUUAUAUUGGUACAUCUAAUUGGUCUGGAAACUAUUUCAUACACACAGCCGGGUCAGCGUUGGUAGUGAACCAGACACAAUCUGCUGGCACUUCAGACACUAUCCAAAUGCAAUUACAAGCCGUGUUUGAAAGAGACUGGAAUUCAAAUUACAGCCUGGCAUUUAACGCUUUAAGUUCGUGGAAAGAAAAGUGUAUCUUUUAGAUCUGCGGUGAAAAGUGUAUCUGUUAGUGCUAACAAGCAGGGGUAACCUAUGCAAUUCUCUGGGUGGAGAGAGUUUAUGGUAGAGGAUUUGAAAAUACAGGUAUGGGACCUGUUAUACAGAAUGCUCAGGACCUGGUGAUAACAGAUCUUUCUGUAAUUUGGAUCUUCAUACCUC
This is a messenger RNA of Xenopus laevis (African clawed frog), 2305 nucleotides long. RefSeq names its product phospholipase D family member 3 S homeolog (gene pld3.S). Lineage: Eukaryota; Metazoa; Chordata; Amphibia; Anura; Pipidae. Bases 622 to 2130 code for a protein of 502 amino acids. Gene Ontology annotation, molecular function: catalytic activity. The record is from RefSeq and is a predicted model, not a curated record. Gene Ontology annotation, cellular component: early endosome membrane; lysosomal lumen; late endosome membrane. The transcript has 11 exons.